AGAGAGAAAGAGAGACAGAGAUUGAAGAAGAUCUCUUCCGACAAGGUUCAACAAGAUCGAUUGAUAUUACAUGGAGGAGAUUCACUAGAAACCAAAAAGGAUAAAAAAUCUAUCUUGUUUUUGCAGAACCGACACGCAAAAAAAACGAUUCUGUUCUCGCUUCCUGUCUGAUAUCAAAAACACGAUAAGAUAAUUCUGAUUCUUACACACAAACCCUACUUCAUUCCCUUCCCUUCUUCUCCCAUCGUCUCCAAUCAUUAACCCAAAGAUCCGUCUCUUCUUUGCCUCAUGUCGAAGCAAACGUACAGAGUGUGUUUCUGCUUUCGCCGGAGGUUUCGCUACACUGCAUCGGAGGCACCGCGUGAGAUCAAGACCAUUUUCGAAAAGUACUCCGAGAAUGGGGUUAUGACCGUUGAUCAUCUCCUCAGGUUUCUGAUUGAUGUCCAGAAGCAAGAUAAAGCUACCAGGGAAGAUGCUCAGUCAAUCAUCAACUCUGCAUCUUCUCUUCUCCAUCGUAAUGGUCUUCACCUCGAUGCUUUCUUCAAGUACCUCUUUGGUGAUAACAACCCUCCUCUCGCUCUACGUGAGGUGCAUCAAGACAUGGAUGCUCCUAUAUCGCAUUAUUUUAUAUUCACUGGUCAUAAUUCAUAUUUGACUGGCAAUCAGCUUAGCAGUGAUUGCAGUGAGGUACCUAUAAUAGAUGCAUUGAAGAAAGGUGUUAGAGUGAUUGAAUUGGAUAUAUGGCCUAACUCCAACAAAGAUGAUGUUGAUGUUCUUCAUGGAAGGACUCUCACUGCGCCUGUGGAGUUGAUCAAAUGUCUGAAAGCUAUCAGAGCACAUGCCUUUGAUGUAUCCGACUUUCCUGUUGUUGUAACUCUUGAAGAUCAUCUUACACCAGAACUUCAGUCUAAAGUUGCUGAGAUGGUUACUCAGAUAUUUGGGGAAAUUCUGUUUACUCCUCCUGUCGGAGAAUCUUUGAAGGAGUUCCCGUCUCCAAACUCUUUAAAAAGGCGGAUUAUUAUCUCAACCAAACCUCCGAAAGAGUACAAGGAAGGAAAAGAUGAGGAAGUGGUGCAGAAAGGUAAAGCCUUGGGUGAUGAAGAAGCUUGGGGCAGAGAAAUUCCGAGCUUUAUUGAUAGGAAAAAAAGUGAUGUCAAGGAUGGCUUGGAUGGAAAUGAUGAUGACGACGAUGACGAUGAUGAUGAUGAUGAAGACAAGUCUAAGAAGAAUGCACCACCUCAGUAUAAACAUUUGAUUGCAAUCCAUGCUGGGAAACCAAAAGGUGGGAUUACUGAGUGUUUAAAGGUAGAUCCUGACAAGGUAAGACGCCUUAGCUUGAGCGAAGAACAACUUGAAAAGGCAGCUGAAAAAUAUGCAAAACAGAUUGUGAGGUUUACUCAACAAAAUUUGCUGAGGAUUUACCCAAAAGGAACUAGAGUUACUUCAUCAAACUACAACCCAUUGGUUGGCUGGAGCCAUGGUGCUCAAAUGGUGGCUUUCAAUAUGCAGGGAUAUGGAAGAUCAUUGUGGCUAAUGCAAGGAAUGUUUAGAGCCAAUGGCGGCUGUGGCUACAUCAAGAAACCCGAUAUUCUGCUGAAAGGUGGUUCUGAUAAUGACAUCUUUGACCCAAAAGCUACUCUACCUGUAAAAACAACACUUAGGGUAACUGUCUACAUGGGAGAAGGCUGGUACUUUGAUUUCCGCCACACGCACUUCGAUCAAUAUUCACCGCCUGACUUCUAUACGAGGGUUGGGAUAGCUGGAGUUCCAGGGGAUACAAUAAUGAAGAAGACAAAGACAUUGGAGGAUAAUUGGGUACCAUCUUGGGAUGAGGUGUUUGAGUUCCCAUUAACAGUUCCGGAACUGGCUUUGCUGCGAUUAGAAGUGCAUGAGUAUGACAUGUCAGAGAAGGAUGAUUUUGGAGGGCAGACAUGCUUGCCGGUAUGGGAGCUAAGCGAAGGAAUAAGAGCAUUUCCUUUACAUACCCGGAAAGGGGAGAAGUACAAAUCCGUGAAGCUUCUUGUGAGGGUGGAAUUUGUGUGACGAUUGAGAUACAGCAUUUAAAACUGGUCAGGUAAGUUUAAGCACCACGGAGGUUGUGCAUUUGGAAUCGGAGGAUUGGUGUGUGAGUGAGUGAGUGAGUGUGAGUGUGUGUGGAGGAUCUGCUUGAUUUGUUGUGUGUAAUAUAUAUUAUGUACAUAUAAGAGGCAAGAGUGAGAGAGACUAUGGUCUUGUCUUGUAUGUUGUAUUAUUAUUAUGUAUGUAGUUUCGUGUAACACUGUAUGUAUGGAUUGUGAUUUUUAUGUAGACCGUGUUAAAACUUGUUUUGA
This is a messenger RNA of Capsella rubella, 2330 nucleotides long. RefSeq names its product phosphoinositide phospholipase C 2. The coding region runs from base 289 to 2043 and encodes 584 amino acids. Lineage: Eukaryota; Viridiplantae; Streptophyta; Magnoliopsida; Brassicales; Brassicaceae. The transcript has 9 exons. The record is from RefSeq and is a predicted model, not a curated record. Gene Ontology annotation, molecular function: phosphatidylinositol-4,5-bisphosphate phospholipase C activity. Gene Ontology annotation, biological process: phosphatidylinositol-mediated signaling; lipid metabolic process.